Molecule: messenger RNA, 2391 nt
Organism: Rotaria sp. Silwood2
Lineage: Eukaryota; Metazoa; Rotifera; Eurotatoria; Philodinida; Philodinidae
Source: the annotation of a GenBank genome assembly
AGUCGUCAAUGUUUGUGUUUUGAUGAGCUUACACGGAGCUUUUGAACAUGGGUAUCAAACGUUGAUUAUUAACGAUUGUAUAGCCGACAAAACUAAAGAAAGUCAAGAACAUUUCCUCAACACUUUUGGCUUUAUGUUCAAAACGACUUUUUCAAAUCGAUUAUUGCAAGACUUAGAUCGAAUACUAGCAUUGAUUUGAGUAGUAUCUUUUUCCAACAAGCACAAACAAUAUAGAACCACAAUCAAAGUCUCAGUAGAGGCAUUGAUCACACAUUAUAGUAUAAAUGAUAGUUUCAAUUGUUUCUUCUAUUUUUUUUAUGAAAAGAUACUUUUAUGUGAUCCUUUAUAAGAACAUGGGGCUCAAAUAACAACAUAAAACAUAGGAAAAAAAGCUACCAUAAAGUUUAUUACAUUUCCUUGAAAAUCUCAGAUUGUUUUUCAUUGUUUUUCGAAAAAAAACAUCAACAAGGUAAGCCAAUUUGAGGGUGUGGGGGUGAGCGUGAGUAUGGGUCUAGGUCUGUGUAUACGAGGGUUAAACAAAGAACCUUACUCUCAUCCAUUACCAACCACUCUCAAGAAGAAAAAAAUGUGUGCAUAUCUACAGUACAUAUACAUACCUGUAUUCUGAAAUCAAGAUAGUAAUGUGGACAAAGUCAAGGUGCUUGCUGCACGUUGCUUUAUCAAUAAAGUAAGAGAUAAAAGGACGAUGUUCUCUUACCCAGCUACAUUAAUUCUUGUAUUCUACUCAUAAUAGAGUAUGAUAACCUCAACGUUGGUAUACCUAAUAUUUUUCAUUGAAGUUUCUUAUGAGCUGAACAAUGGAUUGGGUAGAACACCUCAAAUGGGUAAGAUACUAAAUUUUUAUGCAUCUGUUUUCAUGAUUGAUUUAUUCAAGGAUGGAACAGUUGGAAUCAUUUUAAACAUAAUAUUAGUGAAAAAAUAGUUCAACAAACUACAGAUGCUAUGGUAGCCACAGGUCUUUCAGCUGCUGGAUAUCAAUAUGUGAAUCUGGAUGAUUGUUGGCAAUUGACCCGAGACAGUCAAGGUAUUAUUCAUCCUGAUCCUCAAGCUUUUCCAAGCGGAAUAUCAGCUCUCGCUGAUUAUGUUCAUUCAAGAAAACUUAAAUUUGGUCUUUAUUCAGAUGCUGGAUUUAAGACAUGUGCUAAACGACCUGGUUCACUUGGUUAUGAAAAAAUAGAUGCUAAGACAUAUGCAUCAUGGAAUGUUGAUUAUUUGAAAUAUGACAAUUGUAAUACAGAUGGAACUAUUCCUGAAGUUCGAUAUCCAGUCAUGCGAGAUGCUUUAAAUGCUAGUGGACGACCUAUCUUCUUUUCUAUGUGUGAAUGGGGUGUUGAUACACCUGCAUUGUGGGCAGCUAAUGUUGGAAAUAGUUGGCGAACCACAGGUGAUAUUAGAGAUAAUUGGGAUUAUAUGAUGUUUAAUAUUGAUAUUAACAAUAAUUUUGCUGACAAAGCUGGACCUGGUGGAUGGAAUGAUCCUGAUAUGCUUGAAAUCGGAAAUGGUGGUAUGACUGAUGCUGAAUAUGUUACACAUUUUUCUCUUUGGGCCAUUAGCAAAGCACCCUUACUUAUUGGAUGUGAUGUAACUAAUAUGAGUGCAGCUACUUUAUCUACUUUAACUAAUCCUGAAGUAAUUGCUGUUAAUCAAGAUCCAUUAGGUGUACAAGGAAAAAAAGUUGCUUUUGCAUCAUCACGAUUUCUCAAUAUAUCAACCGAGGUUGUUGUUGCAAAUUGUUCAACAUCAUCAAAAAUAGAACCAAAACGUCUACAAUGGACAUACAAUCCUCAAGAUGGAACAAUUCGAUCAGCACUCAAUAGACGAUGUUUAUCUAUUAAUAAUUGUAGUACAGCUGAAGGAGCUACUAUUGUAUUAAGUGAGUGUCAUAUUAAUGAUUCACAAACACAAUGUCAAGGAAAAAAUCAACAAUGGACAGUUGAAACAACUGAUCAAACUAUUAUUUCACAAAUGAAUGGAAAGUGUUUGAAUGACAAUCUUCAGCAUGGACCAAAUAUUGAUGCACAUACAUGUGAUAAACAGGAUUAUCAACAGUGGUUAUGGAAUGUUACAGAUGGAACAGUACGAACUAAACAUGAUGGCCAAUGUUUAACUAUUUUACAAGAACUUGAAGUUUGGGCUGGUCCACUUUCAGAUCAUUCGCAAGUUGUUGUUUUACUUAAUCGAGGCAAUAGUGGAAGUGAAACAAUCACUGUCAAAUGGACAGAUAUUGGAUUUUCAAAUGAUCAAGCAGCAAUUGUUCGUGAUUUAUGGGCUCGAAAAGAUCUCGGAAUAUUUACAGGCAGUUUUACAUCACCAAAUAUUAAUUAUCAUUCAGUGAUCAUGUUGAAAAUUACUCCAACGCGCAAUAAAUAA